This is a messenger RNA of Hemicordylus capensis (graceful crag lizard), 1099 nucleotides long. Its product is annotated as BTB/POZ domain-containing protein KCTD16-like. The coding region runs from base 287 to 808 and encodes 173 amino acids. The transcript has 3 exons. NCBI's taxonomy places the organism in Eukaryota, Metazoa, Chordata, Lepidosauria, Squamata, Cordylidae. The record is from RefSeq and is a predicted model, not a curated record.
UCUCGCAGGUGAGACAGGAGGCAAGAGUAAACUGCUUGUAUUGGUUUUUUUUCUAGGUCCUACAGCCCCUGGCCAGAGCUUGCAGAAGGAGACGGAAAACUGCGGCUUCCCAGGAAGCUUGUGGCUCAGCGUGGCGGCUCCUGCACCCACAGAACUGGAGCAAAAUAUCCGAAAGCACCUCACCUCCUCCUCGGAGCCCAUCCUGGACAUCAAAACAGAAGCUGCAGCUGUCCUUCCAGUGGCUGGAGCUUCAGUGAGCACUGUUGAGAUCCGUCCACUGGCAGCCAUGGAGUGUGCUCCUGUCGCUGCUGUGGAGAGCUCCCCCAUCGUCACAACUGUGAGCGCCCCCGUAACAACACAAGGGGCAUGCCGAAGCCCAGAGGCCUGCAAGGAUCCGAGCUCUGAUUUAUCCACCGGGGGCUGCUGUGACCCAGAUAUGGUCCUGCCUCCUCCACCUGAUAAAGGCCCCCCUUCAGAAGCGGGAUCUUUGGCCUCCCUGCCCUGGCCAGAAGCCCCGGAAGAGUGUGGCCCCCAGAGACCCAACACCUUGGACCUUUCCAAGCCCCUCAAGAAGCUGGAAGAGGUCAAGCAGGCAGGGCAGAGGAGGAACAGUGACCACACCAGCAUCAAGGAGAACGGGUUCGAGAGCUGCCCGGCGGCAGUACCACGCGUCAGUGAGGAGAGGAGAGCUCUCCAGUCCGAGCUGGGGAAAUGCAUUGCAGACUUCCAGAAGAUCAAGAUCCCGGUCUCUUUCCCCAACAAGAAGCGCCAGUGGCAACAUGAGCUGCUGAAGAAAUACCAGCUCUGAGGGAUGGAGAACUUCCUGGAGCUGAGAUAUGUCCCACUGAGGGGGUGGGCCGAGGGUCUCCAGCAUGCCCUCCGAGCACCCUGGCCCUUUGCCUCUGAGCAGGGUGAGGGGAAAGAGGGACUCAAAGGGGCAGCCAUGGUGGACUCAGUUGACUUGGAGAUGCAGGGCCCCCUUUGGACUGAAGGGAAUCCUGGGGGGAACUCAUUGGGGCUUCUUUGGGGGGCAUCUGGUUGUCACUGUAGGAUGAAGCUGGAAAUGCAAAUGAGCACCACGCCACCCCGUUUGAUCCAG